AUGCCGCCGUUGAAGCCAUUCGCGACCGCCGCAACCACUCUCCGAUCUCGCCUGACCCAUUCGCUUCGUACCCGUGGCGGAGGAGGCGGGCCGAGCCGCUGGACCACUCCGGGCCACGAGGAGCGGCCUAAGGGUUUCGCCUUCAACCGGACGCCGGAGCCGGCGGGGCAAUCGCGGAAAUGGGAGGACUGGGAGCUUCCGUGCUACCUCACCAGCUUCCUCACUGUCGUCAUUCUCGGAGUUGGCCUCAGCGCGAAGCCCGAUCUCACGAUCGAGACCUGGGCCCAUCACAAAGCCCUAGAACGCCUCGAAUUGGAAGCGUCGCAGCGCGCUGAUUCUGAUUGA
This is a messenger RNA of Salvia splendens (bonfire salvia), 345 nucleotides long. RefSeq lists its product as uncharacterized. Lineage: Eukaryota; Viridiplantae; Streptophyta; Magnoliopsida; Lamiales; Lamiaceae. The record is from RefSeq and is a predicted model, not a curated record. The transcript has a single exon. Bases 1 to 345 code for a protein of 114 amino acids.